Suillus clintonianus is the source of this 288-nucleotide messenger RNA. RefSeq lists its product as uncharacterized. The transcript has 3 exons. Gene Ontology annotation, molecular function: mRNA binding. Gene Ontology annotation, cellular component: cytosol. Lineage: Eukaryota; Fungi; Basidiomycota; Agaricomycetes; Boletales; Suillaceae. Bases 1 to 288 code for a protein of 95 amino acids. The record is from RefSeq and is a predicted model, not a curated record.
AUGGUUCGCAAUCUCCCUUGGUCUACCGCAAAUGAAGAUCUCAUUGAGUUGUUCGAGACUACUGGGCAAGUUGAGCUCGCUGAAAUCCUUUUCGAUGGCGCUAGAUCCAAGGGAUGCGGUGUUGUUCAGUUUGCCCAGGUUCCAGAGGCGGAGACAGCUAUUGUACAUGUAUGGUGGACGCCCUCUCGACGUUCGGUUCAACGAUCGAUGGCAUACAUUUACACCUACUGCCGCAAAGGGCGGUCAGGUGAUUCCCAUGCAGGCGGAGUGAUCUAUUUGUCCAUGUAA